Messenger RNA from Oryza sativa Japonica Group (Japanese rice), 847 nucleotides. The record is from RefSeq and is a predicted model, not a curated record. NCBI's taxonomy places the organism in Eukaryota, Viridiplantae, Streptophyta, Magnoliopsida, Poales, Poaceae.
UUUUUUUUUUUUGGAACGGAGGGAGUAGGUGAUACCCCGAUUGUGCACGACCUCCAACCCAGCUUCUGCACGGUCCGCUCCGCCACCGCCGGCACCCUGCAGAGGAUUGAUCUGCGCCGUUGCAGCCCGGACGCUCGAGCCGGCGGCGAGGCGUCCAACUGCCGAUUGCCGAAGCCAAUCCUGCCCACAGCCCACGUGCGAACAGGCCAACCAAUUGGGCUUUUUUUUUUGUGUAAAUGGGCCUUUUGACCUGUUGAACAUGAAACCCUACCUCCAAAAUUCCCCAAUCCCCAAUCCCCAAUCCAAUCCAGGCAUCCGGCUGAGGAGGCAAGCGGCGGCGGCGCGGCGCUACGGGCCGACGGCCGACGGCGACACUGCGACAGGGAGCUGCGGUGGUCGGUGGGGGCUCUGCAGCCGGCGGGGCAGGCGGGCGCGCGGCCGCUCUGGGAGGCAGGCGGCGUGGGCGCGCUGCGGUGCGGCCGCACUGGGCAUUGGCGCGGCGGCCGCGGGAGGCAGGCAGCCAGCGCAGCAGGGCAGCCGGCAACAGGCAGUGAGGCAGGCAGGGCAGCAGCAGGUCUAUACAUUUUCCAUGGCGCUUGUGGUAAUAUGUGGGCAGCCUUGCAGUGGUAAGUCAGCAGCUGCAGCUUGUCUCGCCGCUGCUCUCUGCUCCUCCACAUCUGACCUCACUGUCCGUAUCAUUGACGAGUCAUCACUCCAUCUUGGACGCAAUGAUAGCUACAAAGAUAUGGUUGUAGAGAAAAACUUGAGAGGAGUUCUUAGAUCAGAAGUUGAUAGGUCUGUAUCACGAGACAGCAUAAUCGUCGUGGAUUCUUUGAACAAUAUUAAG